[Torrubiella] hemipterigena is the source of this 1530-nucleotide messenger RNA. The record is from the annotation of a GenBank genome assembly. Lineage: Eukaryota; Fungi; Ascomycota; Sordariomycetes; Hypocreales; Clavicipitaceae.
AUGGUGCUUCCUCAAGCCUCUGGACUUAUCCAGAUUCUCCUGUUUGUAGGAUCCUGCGGACUAGUUGGGCGCGUUAUCCAUGUUUGGUGGCGGUUGCGGCAUGUUCCUGGACCGUUUCUCCCCUCAUUCUCAGACUAUUUCCGUGUGAAAUGGGUGCAAUCGUCCAAGGCACAUUUCGUUCAUCGAGACCUCCAUCGCAAGUAUGGUAAUGUGGUGAGGAUGGGACCCAACAUGGUGUCCAUUGGCGACCCAGAGGCUGUUCCUCUGCUGUACCCGAUGAGAAGGGGCUUUUUAAAGGCAGACUUUUACGUGCCACUACGACCGUACUCUCGCACAGGUGGUGCACUGCCCGCCGUGUUCACCUCUUUGGAUGAAGACAUGCACUCGCGCCUCAAACGACCCAUUGCACAAAUCUUUUCUCUGUCGAGCGUUGUGACUUUCGAAGGCCUGGUUGAAGAUGUACUUCAGGUCAUCCAUGCGCAGCUCGACGAUCGCUUCAAGGAUACGGGCGAGGUCUUCAAUCUAGGCGAGUGGCUGCAGUACUUUGCGUUUGACGUCAUGGGCACGCUCAGCUUCAACAAGCGCUAUGGGUUCCUUGAACAGGGUGAAGAUGUCGGUAACAAGCUUGAUGCCGUCUGGCAGUUUAUGAAGCAAGCCGCUCCAAUGAUGCAGGUUCCAUGGCUGGACAAGAUCCUCUACAAGAACCAGUAUGUGGACAUGCUGCGAAGAACGCCUGGAAACUCGCUGCUCCAGUUUGUUGGCCAGACCAUUGGAGAGCGACAACGGACAUUUGACGACAAGGCCAAGGUCGACGCUGCCGAAGGCAACCGCAAAGACUUUCUGGAUCGGUAUAUCGAAAUUCAGAGAAACAACCCUGAAAUCCCACCUUGGGCCGUUCACUCUUGGACAUUUUCCAACGUCAUUGCUGGCUCCGAUUCGGUUGGUGUCGUAAUGCAGACUGCCAUGUACCACAUCCUAAAGAACGAAACGACUAGAACAAAACUAGUUCAAGAGCUUCAAGAAGCGAGCGUGUCACGCCCGUAUCCACAAUGGUCCGAAGUCAGCAAGCUUCCAUACUUGGAUGCGUGUGUUUUGGAGGCUCUAAGAAUGCAUCCGCCAUUUGCACUACCCUUUGAACGAGUUGUCCCUGAAGGAGGUAUCACUAUCUGCGGCACCUAUCUUCCCGAGGGGACCAUUGUAGGUGCUAGCCCAUACGUGACGAACAGAGACACCCAAGCCUAUGGCGAAGAUUCCGACGACUGGAGACCAGAGCGAUGGAUUGAAUGUGGCCCAGAGCGCAAGAGACAUUUGGAGAAUAUUCUUCUCACUUUUGGCGCUGGUCGCCGUAUCUGUCUCGGUCGAUACAUUGGCAUCUUUGAGAUUAAAAAGUUGAUUCCGUUCCUGGUUCUACAAUAUGAUAUGCGCAUUGUCGAUGAAGAUUCGUUUACCUCGGAGAACUUUUGGUUCUUUAAACACCACGGACUGUUUGCUCGAAUGGAAGGAUCGAAGAAGGAGGUUUCUCAGAACUAG